This is a messenger RNA of Lolium rigidum, 369 nucleotides long. Its product is annotated as protein salt-induced and EIN3/EIL1-dependent 1-like. The transcript has a single exon. The coding region runs from base 1 to 369 and encodes 122 amino acids. The record is from RefSeq and is a predicted model, not a curated record. NCBI's taxonomy places the organism in Eukaryota, Viridiplantae, Streptophyta, Magnoliopsida, Poales, Poaceae.
AUGAGCAGAAGCAACGGCAACUGCAACGGUGGCAGGAACGGGAGGCUGGAGCUCAACCUGAACCUGUCGCCUUCGCCGCCAGUGGCCGCAGCCGAGAGGAUGGAAGUGGACGGUGGUGAUGACGAUGAAUACAACGGAGACAGCAGUAACUACUCGCUGUCGCCGAGGUCGUGCAUGUCGUCGGACUCGGAUGACAGCCCUGGCGGCAUCAAGCCAUCGCCGAUGAUGAUAGGGGCGUGCGAGCGGUGCCUCAUGUACUGCAUGGUGCCCAAAGAGGAAUAUCCCACCUGCAUCAACUGUAAGCAGCCGUGCCUCGUCGACUUCCUCCCCGCCACCGGCGACGACAAGAAGGGCAGCACGGCCCAGUAA